CAUCUCCCGGAAUGAUAGCCGCUGAGUUGUGGAAACAACUUGACUAAUCCAUCAUGUGACUCAUAUCUAUAAUCACCCUGUUAUGAAGAACACCCUCAUAACCUACCCCACCCUGAAGAGAACAUCUCCACAGAAGGAAUGCGGUAGGCGAGGGAACGGGUGAAAGGUAGAGAGAGAACAGAAGCCCUUCAAGGUCAUCAGCAGCACUAUAAAUACCCAGCUGAACCCUGGCAGGCAGAGGAGCCAGGCGAGAACAGGAGCAGAAAGAAGCUGAAGAGUUGAAAGGGAGCAGAGAAGGUUUCAAGCUCCCAGCAGUACAAUGUCGGUGGUCGGUGCCCAGCCUUUCCUGAAGCCCAUGCACCCUCCUUCCCCGGCAUCGCCAGGCCUGCAGCGACGCCACACGUUGCCCGCCAGCGAGUUCCGCCCGCUCAACACACAGGACGCCAUCAGCGUGUUUGAGAUUGAGAGAGAAGCUUUCAUCUCCGUGUCGGGGGAGUGUCCGCUGCACCUGGACGAGGUGCGUCACUUCCUGACUCUGUGCCCAGAGCUGUCCAUGGGCUGGUUUGAGGAGGGCCGACUGGUCGCUUUCAUCAUCGGCUCUCUGUGGGACCAGGACAGGCUGACUGUUGACGCCCUGACCCUCCACCGUCCCCAGGGCACCACGGUCCACAUCCAUGUGCUGGCGGUGCACCGUACGUUCCGGCAGCAGGGCAAGGGCCCCAUCCUGCUGUGGCGCUACCUGCAGUACCUGCGCUGCCUUCCCGCCGUGCGGCGCGCCACACUCAUGUGUGAGGACUUCCUGGUUCCCUUCUACCGCAAGUCUGGUUUCAAGGUCCGGGGGCGCUGUGCCAUCAGUGUGGCCAGCCUCACCUUCACAGAGAUGCAGCACUGCAUCAGCGGACACGCCUUCAUGAGGCGCAACAGCGAAGCCAUCGGGUUCUCUCAGAAUCCCUUGCUGCUGGCCAGACCACAGAACUCAGAGCCUCUGGAUUUGUGAGGUGAGGAGGGGAGCGAAGGGGUGAGGAGGGGAACAAGGGGUGAGGAGGGGUGAGGAGAUGAGAGAAGGGGUGAAGAGAGGAGCGAAGGGGUGAGGAGGAGAGUGUGCUGUAACUGGUUUGGGUAAAGAGGGUAGGGCAGCACCUGACAUGAUACAGUCCAUUACGUUAAGCUGUAAUCACAUCCAUAAUAUAUGUAUAUACAGUAUAAUAAUUUAAUUACAAUAUCUGGUAUUAUUAGGUUUAAUAGUGUAGGUAAAAACAAAAAACAAGUUAGUUUGUGAAUAGCUUUGACAGAGAGAAACUUAAAACGACGACCGCAACCCUAACUCAACCAGUGCACUAACAAGGUGUUUAGUGAUGUAUACUGUAAUACAGUAGCCCAACAUAGCUACAGUGCUGUAACAGGUGUAAUAACUGUGUAACAGGUUAGAGUCUGCCUGUGUGCUGGUGGAGUUAAGACUGUGGUGAGUAGCAGAACUAUCUGGUGAAUAAUUAGGGCUCAGUGUAGUGUAUCUUCUGUACAGAAUGACAGCAACGCUGCUCUGUAUUUCUGUACCAACUGAAUAUUCGGACCUAUCCAGCAAUGUAUAAUCUAAAUACUGUUUACUGAUUGUUUAUAUAUUUGUUUACUAGCCCUUGUAGAAGUUAGUGUAAGUAUAGGUAGACCAGUGUGGAAGGGAUGAAGGGAUGAGUUUAGUGACAGUGUAGCAGUAUUAGGCUGUAUUCUAAUCUCCAUCAUAACUCUGAUGUCAGAGGAGCUGCAUCACCUGUGUGUGUUAGGUGUGACAUCUUGUGAUAGUAACCAGUAACCAGAUAUAUUUUAAAAAUGUGAUUCUCUGAAUAGAGUGAAAGUGCAACAUGAACGUAUAUAAACUAUAAACAUGUUUUAUACUGUUUUAUAAGUAGAAAAUGUGAUAAUAAAGUUCUUGAUUUGG
Osmerus eperlanus (European smelt) is the source of this 1933-nucleotide messenger RNA. Its product is annotated as serotonin N-acetyltransferase-like. Gene Ontology annotation, cellular component: cytoplasm. The coding region runs from base 320 to 997 and encodes 225 amino acids. NCBI's taxonomy places the organism in Eukaryota, Metazoa, Chordata, Actinopteri, Osmeriformes, Osmeridae. The record is from RefSeq and is a predicted model, not a curated record. Gene Ontology annotation, biological process: response to light stimulus; circadian rhythm. The transcript is spliced from 4 exons. Gene Ontology annotation, molecular function: aralkylamine N-acetyltransferase activity.